Molecule: messenger RNA, 4574 nt
Organism: Notechis scutatus (mainland tiger snake)
Lineage: Eukaryota; Metazoa; Chordata; Lepidosauria; Squamata; Elapidae
Source: RefSeq, a predicted model, not a curated record
GCGCUCCGGGACGGAGUUUCCACGUAGGGCGCCCACUUGGGUUUCUGGAACCGGAGAAAGCGAAGUCGCUCCGAAUCCGGGACUCGCGGAUCAGAUGCAAAAAAAAAAGUGGGGGAAAGAGGGGUUGGAUUUGCGCUUCGGGGCAGCCGCGGAGUAAAUUGCCCGGGGCGAAGGGGAUAAGAGCUCAGCGGCCGGUCGCCCGCGGGCGCCGCGUUGCAAAGCUCACGGGCGCGCCAAGUUAGCCCACCGGCGCUCCAGAGCUUGUGGAUGGCGACGGGAGCUGCGGGCAGGUGGCUGGCCGGACCGGACCGAGAGCCCUGGCCGGGAGUGGGCAUCUCCCGGCGAAGGCAAACAGGUCAAUGCUGAAGGAGGCAUUUCCCACCGAAAAUGCUCCAGGAUUUCCACGGACAGAUUGGCGGGAGAUGAAAAACGGGGCUCGGGUGCGAGGAGACGCCCCAGCCCGCAUUUUGCAGGCAUCUCUGGAAGGCUGCGUUGAAAACCCAGCGGCCUGGCGCACAAGGACGGUGUGAUUGUGGGUCACUCCCCAAAUACUCAGUGCUGGGUGGGGGAAGUCUUGGUACAGCGGUCGUCCUGCGCAGCGUUUGGCCUGGGUAGCUGUGCUAUGAAUUGGUGGCUGAGGCUUGCUUGCCUUACCCUGGUCUGCAGCAGCCUUGCUGAAGCAGGUAACAGCAAAGCAGAAACCCGCACGGUGGUCGGCCGCAAAGGAGAGAGCGCCCUUCUGCGCUGCGACCUGCUGAAGCCGGACGAGGCGAGCCCCCCUCUCUACGUCAUUGAGUGGGUGCGAUUCGGUUUCUUGCUCCCCAUCUUCAUCAAAUUCGGGCUGUAUUCCCCCCGGGUGGAUCCAGACUACGUGGGUCGCGUACGAAUCCAAGCUGGGGCUUCCCUGCAGAUUGACCGUCUGCGUGCCGAAGACCAAGGCUGGUACGAAUGCCGGGUGUUGUUCCUCAACCGCCCCAACAACGAUGACGAAUUCCAGAAUGGCACCUGGAUUCACCUCAUUGUCAAUUCCCCCCCUGUCUUCCAGAAGACCCCACCAGUUUUGGUAGAGAUCCAGGACCAAAAAUCUGUCACCCUCUCCUGUUCGGCCACCGGCAACCCACCGCCUCUUGUCUCUUGGAAGAGAGACAGCCAAACCAUUGACAAUGGCAAUGAAAUGCAGGUGAAAAAUGGGACUCUCUUUAUCUCUAGAGUCGAACGGACGUCGGCUGGCCUGUAUUCCUGCCACGCCACCAAUCAAGAGGGCGCUCUCAUUCACACGACCCGCCUCCUCGUCCAAGGGCCACCGGUGAUUGUAGUCCCUCCCAAGGACGUCACGGUCAACCUCAGCCAAGAUGCCUUUUUUGCUUGCCGAGCUGAAGCUUAUCCUGCCAACCUCACCUACAGCUGGUUUCAGGGCGGCACCAACGUCUUCCAUCUCAGCCAUCUCCGGUCACGGAUUCAAAUCCUGGUGGACGGAAGCCUUUUGGUCCAGAAAUCGACCCCGGAGGAUUCGGGAAAAUAUACUUGCAUUCCCAGCAACGGGCUUUGGAAAUCGCCAUCCGCUUCUGCCUUCCUUACGGUUCUGUACCCAGCUCAAGUCGCUAAGAUGCCUCCAGAGACCUUUCUGCCAAUUGGUAUGCAAGGCAUAAUCCGGUGCCCCAGCAGAGCUAACCCUCCCCUGCUCUCGGUCAGCUGGAUCAAAGACGGGCAGCCGCUGGAGAUUGGCAAGUUCCCAGGUUGGUCCCUGAAAACCGACGGGACGAUAAUCAUCGCCACAAGCAACGAUGACGCCCUGGGCGUGUACGCCUGUACCCCGUACAACAGUUUUGGAACAGCUGGUAUUUCGGCACCCACGCGGGCUCUCCUCAAAGACCCUCCCACGUUCACCCUUCGGCCCAAAGAGGAAUAUUUCCAGGAAGUGGGUCGGGAGCUGCUAAUUCCAUGCGUGGCUCAAGGAGACCCCCGACCCAUCACUUCUUGGACAAAAGUGGGCAGCAAGACCCUGGCCAACGCGCAGGUGGGCACGAACGGCAGCCUGAUCCUGCAGCCACUGACGAAGGAACAGCAUGGCUUGUGGGAAUGUGCCGCUAACAACGGCGUGGCCAGGGUUAGUGCCGCCACCACUGUCUACGUCUUGGGUACCAGUCCCCACGCCGUGGUCAACGUGUCCGUGUGGCCCCUACGACAAGCAGUCAAUGUAACCUGGGAACCAGGGUUUGAUGGGGGUUAUUUCCAGAGAUUCAGCAUCUGGUACACGCCAAUCUGGCAUUGGGGGAUGGAAGUGUACCCGUCUCGCACCCAGCUCCCUGAGAUGCUACCCCAACCUGUGCUGGCCGGCGUGAUUGGGGGCGUCUGCUUCCUGAGCACGGCAGUCAUCUUCAGCACCAUGGCCGCCUGUGUCAUGAACCGGAGGAGACAAGCCCGUCUCCGCAAACGCAGGCAAGAUCUACCCAUUGUGUUUUCCUCCACCAAGAAGCUUCUCUCUACGCAGCAUUCAACAGGUACAGCUAGCCCGGACAGCAUUAUGAAGCUGAAAUUUCAGGGGUCUCCCUAUCAGAGUCUUCGCCGAACCCUCUUGUGGGGCGAAAAAGUCGGCCGCAACCUCAGCCUCGAUCUCUCCGGCGGCCAGGCCAUGAACAGCCCCAAUUAUGUCCUCUACGAGAGCCACGUGGAGCAGCCGCUUCCUCUCGAACGCAUUUCCCGUGGUCCCGAUGGCCGCUUCGUGGUGCAGAGCGAGGAGGCGUCCCGAGAACACCAGAGCCCCUUCUCCCACCUGGAGAACGGCGAAAGCCCACCGGAGCCCUAUCUCCAGGUCUUCUCCUCUCCCGAGGAUGCUGGAUGGCACCAUGGUGUCCACCUGAGAGCCAAGAACACCAGCCAGGCCCAGCAGGAAGCCAAGGCCUCCGGCCAUCGCCAGGGCCGUUAUUUCGACUACAGCAGCAGCAGCCUGGCGGAGGAAGGCGAGCCCUUGCAUAUCGUCAACAUCAGCCCGGUGGCCGCCACGUCAUACGGCGCUGUCCCGGAAACCCUGUGGCUCCGGGACAAUGUGGUGGCCUCUUCUCCAUCGUCCUCGCCUCACCGUACAUCCCAAGUGACUUCUCCGUCCCCGAGAGUCCAGGCCGGCGCGAGUAAUUCGGCUCAGAGUGGGAUCCUCCAGUAUCUGAGCUUGCCCUUCUUCAAAGAAAUGAAUGUGGACGGCGAUUGGCCGCCGGAGGAGAACGAGGAGGAAGACGGACUCUCGGGGGAGACCGUCGACCACGAGCCCGGUCUGCUGGGCAGCCCCCGGAGGUCUUUGGUUCCAGACCAGGAGAGGCCAGCUAGUCCGAUCUACAUGGACAUGGAGGCCGAUUGGAGCUCCGUUCAGGAUCAGCUCGCGGAAACGUGCUUCCUCCGACUUCCGGAUCCCGAUACGGGCCCACCGAAGACGCCUUUGCCGGGGUCCCUGGCUUGCCCGCCGUACCUCUGUUCCAGGACGGAGAGCCCACCGCCGAAGGAUCAAGGAUGGUUAUGCACGCUCCCGUCAUCCUCACCCUCCUCCCAGCUCCUUCCGGAUUGCCCCCAGGCUGAGCUCUCCUGCCUGGACUUCCCCUUGCCCGAGCUGCCCCCCGAGAAACACAAGUCGCCCGCCGCCAAUUUCCCACAAUCCCUCCCCUUGGAGAAAUUCCUGAGGGGCAGCCUGACCAGCCAAAGCAGCGGGCGGGGCAGUGGUUCUUUCCUAAGACCGCCGUCGUUGGCCACCUCCGUGGCGGGCAGCUACCUCAGCUCCCCCUUCGGAGAAGCGCCCAGUUGCCGAAGCAGCUCCGUGGGAGAAGAGAACAGAUCCAAAAAGGAGAAUUUAGCAGCUGUGUUGGAGAAAAGGAGGAACACCUCCGUGGAUGAAAACUAUGAGUGGGAUUCGGAGUUCGCUCUGGAGUCGGAAUUACUGGACGCCUUACAACUCUAUCGGAGCGGAGACCCCAAAAGGCCCAUUUCCACCAUCGCGGCCCACGACUUGGAGAAGCAGAGCUUCAGAGAUUCAACCGAAUCCAGCAGAACGUCUCCUACGAAUUCACAGUCGGUCGGCGCCUUGGACGGGUCCAGCUCUCCGUUGCCCUUGGCUAGUCCCGAGGAGCGUUGCGCCGCCCUGCGCAAGGAAUUCCUCGCUUACCGCCGGCGGCGAGAAAUGAUUCAGCAACGGCGGCAGAAGAGGGACCCCGGCGGGAAGGAGGAGCGGUUUGAACAAGCCACUUUAUUCUGAAAUCCCCUCCUCGGGAUUUUUUUCGGCGGGACAAUUUGCCCUCCGUCCACAAGAGGGCAGCUUUGGGACAAUCUGAAUGCUAACUCUGGCCUCUAGAGGCCUGCAGGAGAACUUUUUCUAACUUCAAAGUUCCAAAGAUACCAGGCAAUUUAAAAAAAAACAAUUUUUUCCCCAAAUCUCUGGAGUAAUUUAUCCAGGCAGGAAGAAAAAUACAUUGGCGCCACCCUUGCGGAUGUCUUUGUGCGUAAACCUACGUGUGAUUUAUUUUCAGCCGGAUUCUAGAUCAGAAGCAGCAGGUGAUGGGAUGUUUGGUAAAUGGAGGCUUUGCUGGGGAACA